Molecule: messenger RNA, 357 nt
Organism: Anopheles marshallii
Lineage: Eukaryota; Metazoa; Arthropoda; Insecta; Diptera; Culicidae
Exons: 1
Coding region: 1-357 (118 amino acids)
Source: RefSeq, a predicted model, not a curated record
AUGGUUUGGAUUAAGCUGGUGUCGUUGUGUGCACUUUGUGUGGCAGGCAGCUGGGCGCUGUCGCUAGUGGUAUCGCAAGAACAGAGUUACUUUUUUGGCAAAAAACCCGGGGAUCAUCUACUGUGUUAUACGAAAACCAUCACGAAAGGAUCGGCCCUACCAGUCUCGAUUAGUUACACAAAUCCCAACGACAAGAAGAUCAACUUCGUGACGAUAAACGCGGACAAGUAUUCGAUACUUGGGUUUACGGUGGAUAAGACGGACGGUCAGCUGGGCACGCCUGCGAUUGGAUAUCGGAUAAACGGUCCCAGCCCGCUAACGUACUCGAUCACAGUCAAUAUGUACUGUGAGCCUUAA